This is a messenger RNA of Durusdinium trenchii, 1475 nucleotides long. Lineage: Eukaryota; Dinophyceae; Suessiales; Symbiodiniaceae. The record is from the annotation of a GenBank genome assembly.
AGUGAGAGUAUGGAGUAUCAUAAGACUACACGAAAUCUGACGAAGCUGAAAACGCAUCAGCGAUAUUCAGGGAUCAAAUUUGUUGUUUUAACCGCGCCGUGAACCUCCCAUUCUCGAUGUGGCGAUACAUAGCGGCAGCAGCUCUUCUGGCGGCGACCCGUGCAGAGAUUGAUGCGGGAAAUAUUUCGGCUGCGAAGACCAGAGGCGCCAUUCUUCAAAAUGCCAGAAUGGCUUAUUGCAAUGAAAAUUGUCGUGCUCUUCUUGUUGUCCUUUGUUAUCUUCACCUUUUAACGUCGCAAAAGCAUUCCUGCGUUGCAAAGCCCAAAGAGGCCCCGCAGAUGGCCAUAACCAAGCUCAACAAUUUCGGCAAGAAGCUCGGCCCGAAAGCCGGACGGCUACUUUGGGGAAUGCGACGCUGAUGAACACCACCGUAGGGCUGAAGACCAAGAACGUAUCACAGUUUCAUUUGCGUGGUCCAGGCAAGUCGGAUCCAAAGACAGUGGAGCAGGUGAAGACUGCCACGCCAGUGUCUGAGGUGAAGGCGCCGAAGGAGGUCGAGGUUGAUCAAUUGACUUUGAAGGACAGUCGAAGACGGAGGUCAAGGCGAAGGCGGGACGGGCCGACUCCAUCUUGCCGAUCUUCUAUGGACGAUUGCACGGAGGAGGUCGGGGUGAGGAACUUUGUGUCCAACCCAGACACUCAACGAUUCAAAGAGAACCACGUGGCAGACACUGUGGAGGAUGCUCUGGAAGUGAGCAAGAGGAGAAUGCUAAGCCCAGCGUUCACAGCAAACACAGUUGCGGUUAAGCACCCAACCACAAACACGCAUCAGGAUGUGGACCUUUUCAAAGCCAUGUACCAAAAGGGCGUCAGGAACGUGAAAAAAACAUGGGAGAAAUAUGGGCGAAGACCAACAGACACCAAAGGCACAUAUGAUCUAUAUGUGUGGGCAGACGGAGAGGGGCCAGACGGACCCGCGAUGAAAGGAGAUGUUCAAAAGAUUCUCCACUACUCAAAGGUAGAUCUGGGCGAAGGUUCUUAUGGUAUCCACGUCACAAGCCUCAAAUCCAUGAAGGUGAAGUUUGAAUGGACGGCUGAGGAAAACAAAGAUCCAGUUGUCAAGGCAAUAACCCAUGUCUACGCGCCACUUGACGUCACGCCGCCAGAAUUACGGUAGGAUUGGAGUUUCGCGGUUUUUGCCGCCAAAGCCAAAUGGCAUCAUCAAGCUGACGCCUUUGUAAAGUGGAAUUCACACCCUGCAAGUCCAGCGCGUGUCAAUGCCGGCAAGGGCAAGUUGACGCACGCUUUGUAAAGUUUGAUCGGCCCAUGCACUGGCGCGAGCAGACCAUUGGCAUUACGCAGCCAGGACGGGAAAGAGCAGCAGCCCGCAGUGUAUCGUGACCAGAGGUAUCCACAGACCAAUCCUCACUGUUAAGCAAAUCCUGUUGUGUUGAUGAAAGCAAAGCUCCAAAGCC